This is a messenger RNA of Daldinia caldariorum, 1751 nucleotides long. RefSeq names its product Endonuclease/exonuclease/phosphatase. Gene Ontology annotation, molecular function: 3'-5'-RNA exonuclease activity. The record is from RefSeq and is a predicted model, not a curated record. Bases 539 to 1432 code for a protein of 297 amino acids. Lineage: Eukaryota; Fungi; Ascomycota; Sordariomycetes; Xylariales; Hypoxylaceae. The transcript has a single exon.
GGAAGGGGGAAGAGGGGGGGGAGGAGAUAGGUGCAUGGUGAAUAGGUUGGUUGGUACAUGCCUAGAUGUGACAGAAAGUAUAUAUGAACUCUAGAGUCUAUACCUAUUAGAAGCAUGGACUUGAAUGCAGAGAUGUCCUUGUUGUAAGGGAUGGCUUCUUAUUUUGCCCGACCCAACUAGAGAUGUUAACUCCAACCAGAUCAGCACCUCAUGUUAUCGUCGUAUCUUGGCACAUGUUUACGUAGCGAAUUUAUCCAUAAAAGAUGCAGGCCAAGCUACUCUAGAGAUCUGGUGCAACCCCACGUGCUUCCUUUCAGAAACAUUGUAGGAUCUCCGAGUCGGAAUUUCCCCCCUGAAUCAGAAGCUUAAUAACGAAUCGCGUGCGGUAAAAUUAAGUCGUGAUCUCGGGAGCGACCGAAACUUCCCCGGCCCCUUUUGGAGUAUAAAUACAUAAAUGGGUCGAGAUUUUUAAAUGAAUUUUAAAUAGGUUGGAGCAUAUUUGUUUUAUAGUGGUCUAUAUCAAGUACAACUCGCCAAGAUGAAGCUCCUAGCUGCCUUGACCAACUUCCUGACGACUACCAGUGUGACCAUGGCAGCAAGUGUACCCUUACGUAUCGUCUCUUUUAAUAUCCGAUAUGCCGCAAUAUCCCUUGAAAAAAAUGAAAAGCCGUGGUCGGACCGUCGCACAGGUCUCAUCAAUCAACUAAAGUCGGUUACCGCCAAUGCAUCAGAGGCCGGAGCCGUCCUAGUGCUGGGCCUACAGGAAGUUCUCGACGCCCAACUAAACGACAUCGAGAAGGGUCUAGGAAGCGACGUCUGGGCGCACUUCGGCUUCGGUCGCGACGACGGCAAGAAGAAGGGCGAGUACAAUCCGGUCUUCUACCGCACCGACGUCCUCAAGCUGCUGUACAGCGAGCAGAAGUGGCUAUCCCCCACCCCGGACGAGGUCUCGUUCGGAUGGGGCGCCGGUAGCCGACGAGUCAGCGUGAUCGCCGUGUUCGAGCACAUCGCAACCGGGAAGCGGUUUAUCCACGCGAACACGCACCUGGACAACGUGAGCUCGCAGGCGCGCAGCGAAGGGAUCAAGGUGGUGCUGUCGCGCAUCAAGGCCGCGCAGGACAAGUACGGUCCCCUAGGCGUCACCUUAACCGGGGACUUCAACUCGGAGCCGGGAGGCGACGCGUACGCCGCGCUCGAGGACUCGGGGUACCUGGUCGAGCUGUGGAACUCGGGCGCGAAGAGGCUCGGCACCAACCAGCUGACGUAUACGGGCUUCUCGACGACGGGGAAGAGUCGUAUCGACUUCGUCUGGUUCGGGCCCAAGGGCGAAGAUCGGUAUGCGGCGCAGCAGUUCGAGUUCCUCAAUAACGAUAUAGAUGGUGUGUUUAUCAGCGAUCAUAGGGCCGUGGUGGCUGACUUGACGGUGCUUUGAGAGAGUUGGGCUUUGGGGGUUAGAUAAUGGACGGCUUGGCUGUCUCAAUCAGGAGAGUCCGUAGUAGAUGCAGCCUUGAGAAUUACAAUAGGUGCCAAUGAAAAUCCUGCACGUUGCUAAGGUAAAGAGUCUUAUAUAUUAUAAUCAAAACAGGUUAUUUAAAGGCGUAAGAUGUAAGAUGUCUGUCUAGACUUUGGCACGACUUGAGUAGGUACCUAAUCUUGUGACAAGUUGAUCCAGCAGAGGUAAAGAAAGAGAAAUCUUCAGUUUAUUACUGUAUUUAUCAUAGUUAAUUGUAUUAUUCUAAUGUACAUUUAAU